This is a messenger RNA of Gigantopelta aegis, 3065 nucleotides long. RefSeq names its product beta-ureidopropionase-like. The coding region runs from base 20 to 1177 and encodes 385 amino acids. NCBI's taxonomy places the organism in Eukaryota, Metazoa, Mollusca, Gastropoda, Neomphalida, Peltospiridae. The record is from RefSeq and is a predicted model, not a curated record. The transcript is spliced from 15 exons. Gene Ontology annotation, molecular function: beta-ureidopropionase activity.
UAAACUGACACGAAUAAAUAUGGCAGCACAAGUGGAAAACAUUGAAUGUCUUCUUGAUAAAUAUCUGCCUCCUGCAGAAUUGGCAGAGGCUAAAAGAUUGAUGUAUGGUAAAGAGCUUAGAAAAUUGGAGCUUCCUAAAAGUGCAAUAGCCUUGUCAGAGGAAAGAGACUUUGAACUCCAAGGGUAUGGUUUUGAUGCACUUCCUGAGACUACUCGCCCGGCCAGGGUCAUCCGUGUUGGUGCCAUACAGAACAAGAUCGUCCUUCCAACUGAUGCACCUAUUGUCAAACAGAGGGAUGCGCUGAUUGAGCGGAUUACCCAGAUUGCCGAUGUGGCAGCCAUGUGUGGUGUUAACAUCCUGUGUAUGCAGGAGGCCUGGACUAUGCCAUUUGCAUUCUGCACAAGAGAAAAGUUUCCAUGGUGUGAAUUUGCUGAAUCAGCAGAAAAUGGUCACACAACCAAUGUCAUGCAGGAGUUGGCAAAAAAAUACAACAUGGUGAUAAUCAGUCCGAUCCUUGAACGCGAUGAAAAUCACGGAGAUGUACUGGCCAACACUGCAGUUGUAAUAUCAAACACCGGAGCUGUACUAGGCAAGCAAAGGAAAAAUCACAUUCCACGGAUUGGUGAUUUUAAUGAAUCUACUUACUAUUUGGAGGGUGAUUCAGGACAUCCAGUGUUUGAAACUCAGUUUGGUAAGAUCGCAAUUAAUAUAUGUUACGGCCGUCACCAUCCUCCUAACUGGUUGAUGUAUGGCGUUAAUGGUGCUGAGAUUGUUUUUAACCCUUCUGCCACUGUUGGAGCUCUGAGUGAACCCAUGUGGCCAAUAGAGGCAAGAUGUGCUGCUAUUGCUAACAGCUACUUCACCUGUGGGAUCAACAGAAUAGGCUCGGAAACAUUUCCCAAUGAAUUUACGUCGGCUGAUGGCAAACCAGCACACAAGGACUUUGGACACUUUUAUGGUUCAAGUUAUUUUGCUGCACCAGAUGGUAGCCGCACACCUGCCUUAUCACGGACACGUGACGGUCUUAUUAUUGCUGAGAUGGAUCUAAACCUCUGUCGUCAAAUUAAGGACAAAUGGACUUUUCGGAUGACACAGCGCCUUGACAUGUAUGCAGCAGAACUAACUGAAGCAGUGAAGCCGGACUACAAGCCACACAUCAUCAAAGAGACUGAAUAAUCUCACCUGAUGUAAUAUGUCCAGUAUUAUAACAGAUGAAAAGUUUGUGUGUUUAUCUACAGGGACUCGACCUUUAGAGAGCAUUUACCAGAUUUUGUAUCAUAUUUUAUCAGUACUUACUACAUAUAGCUUACAUACUACAGAGAUUUUAAGAAAUGUGACUAUUCAUGAGUGGUCAUAGCAAAUAUGGAUGCAGUGUAUUUUAUGUUUGAGUGUUUUACAUAAAAUCAUGGUUUUGGAUAUCUUAAAUAUUAUUAUUAUUUUGCCGCAUGGAAGAAGCAGAUCGGUGCAAGUUCGUCAUAUGAAACUGCUUUUAUCAACAUCCUUGACACAGAAUACCAGAGGUUCCACUACAAGGUUGUGGGCUGGGGCACAGUGCAAUAUUAAGUGUCCAGGGAAAACGUAGACAAGAGUGUCCUGUAGGUUUUUAUUGGAAUCCUUCCCAGGUUAAGACCACCUGAGUCCCCAGCACUAUAAUUAUCACUGGGUCUGGGCCCAGUUUCUAAAAACAUCGUAAGCCUAGUUUUGCACGUAAACGUAAAUCUACGAAUAAACCACAGUUCUUCUUAUUAUUAAAAAUACAGUAAAACUAGUUUGAAGUACACAUAUUUCGUUUUCUUUUGUCCUUAAAAUGCUCCAUUGUCCGUAAUGAUUUAAUUUUCUGUGUGAAAUAGAUGUCAAAGACAUGUAAAUGAAUGACUGGUAUCCCUGCUAGUUGUAGACAUAAACUUGUGAUGUUUUGUGAUAUAGGCCCCUGGAAUUUAUAGUUCAACUCAUGCAAGACUUGGAUUGUUGUAGCGUUCAGAUUGUAUGGAUCUUAUUAAGGCUAAAAGUUCAGAAAAUGAGGGUCUCAAGACCAUGCACCAGAUCUAAUUAUAUGAGACUAGUGUUAGGACAUUACUACCACAUAGUGUUAGGACAUUACUACCACAUAGUGUUAGGACAUUACUACCACAUAGUGUUAGGACAUUACUGCCACCUCUCAAGGAAGUUGAAACUCAAAGCCUGAUAAAGUUAAAGUUUGUUUGCUUUAAUGACACCACUAGAGCACAUUGAUUAAUUAAUCAUCGGCUAUUGAAUGUCAAACAUUCUGGCAUGAAGUCAUCAGAGGAAACCUGCUACAUUUUUCCUAAUGCAGUAAGGGAUCUUUGAUAUGCACUUUCCCAUUCAGGAAAACACAUAACGCGGCCUUUGACCACUUGUAGUGCACUGGUUGGAAUGAGAGAAAAACAGUCAGCUGGAUGGAACCCUGCACUAACUCUGAUUAUAUGAGACGUGUGAGAGAACAUUAUUACUUAUCAAGAAAAUGUAAUAUCGAAAUCUGAUAAAAUCAUAAAAAAAAAAAAACCUGUGUUGUAAUGAGCAUUAUUUCUUCACCUUAAUGGCAAAGGUAAAAUCUGGCUGUUUCUGCCAAGUUUGUUGAAUGGAAAUAUAAUGCAUUCCAUAACAUCCAGGCCCUUUUGAGUGUUACAUCGUUGUUACCCAGUAACUGUCUUCUUAACUGAACACCAAGACUUGUUCAGAUCCCUGAUCCCUGUACUGAAGGGGUUGAACAACUCUUGUAUUAAUGUUGAGUACUAUUGCACAAUUAUGUCUCUUGAAUUGUGAAUCUCUAAUCUUGUUAAUUAUUCUUUAUUAAUUCCCUUUUAAUUAGCAUAUUACUAGUACCUUCACUUCACUUUGUCUGUUGUUGAUGUAUGUUGUUUGUUUGUUUUUUGGGGGGAGGGAUUGGGGAGGGGUGUUUGUUUGUGGAGGUUUUUUCGUUAUUUUAUUUACUUGAUACAGUUUGGUGUUUUCUAUUAAAGGGACACACCCUAGUUACGGCUAGUUGUUAACCAUUACGGCAUUGUUUUUCGCUAUUAAACCCAUUUUUUUCACAAAUAAAAUU